This is a messenger RNA of Astyanax mexicanus (Mexican tetra), 2124 nucleotides long. RefSeq names its product plasminogen activator, urokinase b (gene plaub). Gene Ontology annotation, molecular function: serine-type endopeptidase activity. Gene Ontology annotation, biological process: plasminogen activation; regulation of cell adhesion mediated by integrin. Bases 155 to 1462 code for a protein of 435 amino acids. The transcript is spliced from 11 exons. NCBI's taxonomy places the organism in Eukaryota, Metazoa, Chordata, Actinopteri, Characiformes, Acestrorhamphidae. The record is from RefSeq and is a predicted model, not a curated record.
AUUUUACCCCAACCAUCCACCAAUCAGAGCACAGCCUGCUGCAUUUAAGGAGUGUUUAUUCCAGCCAAGAGAAAAACACACACACUUACACUCCCACAUCCACGAAGGAAGCAUAACUGGAGCUCGCAUUUGGAUCGGACUGGAAGUAUCUGAGAUGAGGAUGAGGGAUGUUCUAGUGGUGUUGCUGGUACUGCUGAUGUCAACACACUGCACAGCGAGCAUUUCCAGCAAAAAGCUUCUCUCCAAGAUAUUAGCUCGCAAAAAAGCUCCACAAUGUCUGAAUGGAGGAAGAUCAAUCUCACUUCUGGAGGAACAGCAUCUGUUCUGUUUGUGUCCAAAAGGCUUCAGCGGAUCCAGCUGUGAGAUCGAUGACUCUGCAUCCUGUAUUGUUGGUAUGGGUCUGCAGUACAGGGGUCCGGUGGGUCAGACAGAGAGUGGGCGGAAAUGUCUGGAAUGGAAUCCGGAAAGCAGCCGGAGUGUAUUUGGGGCAGACAGUCUGACUUUGGGUCUGGGACGACAUAACCGCUGCAGAAACCCGGAUUACAGCAGGAAACCCUGGUGUUAUGUAAAGGGCCCGUCUGGAAGAGUUAAAGAGUACUGCAGCAUUCCAGACUGCCUCCAACAAUCAGGCUGGCGUUGUGGAGAGAGUUCUGGCCGAAGGUUGAAGAUCGUGGGCGGGUCUCUGAGUGCAGUGGAGUCCCACCCCUGGAUGGCUGCAGUGUUCUGGAAGUCACAAAAUCAGCAGCGAGUGUUCCGCUGUGGCGGGAGCCUCAUCGCCCCCUGCUGGGUCCUCACUGCAGCGCACUGCUUUCCUGACGGAUCUCACACUAAUAUUCGGAGUCUACUGGUGGUGCUGGGGAAGAAAGCCCUAAAUGAAACAGACCAGCAAAAAGAGCAGGAGUUUAGAGUGACGGAGCUCCACACUCACCAACACUUUGACGACACUAACAACAACUACAACAACGACAUCACGUUACUGAAGAUCAGUGGUCAGGAUGGAGCGUGUGCGGUGGAGUCUAACUCAGUGAGGACAGUGUGUGUCCCCCCUGCUGAUACCUCACUUCCAGACGGGACGUCCUGUCAGAUCGCUGGAUACGGGAAAGAACAGCAAGGGCUGUGGUAUUACUCUCAGUACCUGAGGGAGGGGAAGGUUAACCUGCUGUCACAGGAAGUGUGUUCCAGUGACAGUUACUAUGGGAAGAUGAUCACAGAUAACAUGCUAUGUGCUGCAGCUCCAGACUGGAACGUGGACACCUGUAAGGGGGACUCUGGGGGUCCGCUGCUGUGCAGUAUGAAUGGUACAGUGUAUGUGUAUGGAGUGGUGAGCUGGGGUGAAGGAUGUUCCAGAAAGUUCCGGCCCGGAGUUUACACCAGAGUCACCAACUACCACCACUGGAUCCUACAGAGAACCAGCCAGCUCCCCAAAACGCACACACCUACACCUACACACCUGCAGGAGUGACCACACACACACACACACCUGCAGGAGUGACCAAACACACACCUGUAGGAAUGAGAACACGCACUCACAAACUUUACAAACUCUCUCUUUAUAAAAGCUCAGUUAAAAAUCUUACCACUGAAAGAAAGAUAAGGUUAGUCCACUAUAAAAUAGUGCAGUAAUUGAUUACAACUUAUUAACAUUUAGAUAUUUUAUUUUGUCCUUAUUAUUCAUUUUAUUAUUAUUAUUAUUAUAGUUUUUUAUUCUUUUAUUGAUAUUUUUAUUAUGUGAAUUAGUUUUGCCAGUUUUAAAGUAUUUUAAAGUAUUUUUAGUACAUUUUUAUCUUCUGAUCCUGCUAUAUUUUAUUUGUCAUUUUGACUUAUUUUUUAUGUUUUAUGCUUAAUGUUUUCCUUAUAUUAGUUAAACUUUCAUAUCAUUGUAACUUGUAAUUUAAUGGAAAUGUAAAGAGUUUGAUAAUAAAAUACAUAAACUGAACUUUUACUGUUGCAACAAACUCUGCACUGUAAACUCAAUGAAGGCAGUCUGAGACGCUUGGUCUGGGAGAACGGGGUGGGUCUACCAAAAGAGGAGAGUCUGGUUUGGCUUCUGGUCUGUACUGCACAGACUUUGGUUGCAUCUUUAACAACAUGGCGGACAUUAUUGUUGUUAGAUCCACACCGUCC